Lampris incognitus (smalleye Pacific opah) is the source of this 1941-nucleotide messenger RNA. RefSeq names its product leucine-rich repeat transmembrane neuronal protein 4-like. The record is from RefSeq and is a predicted model, not a curated record. Lineage: Eukaryota; Metazoa; Chordata; Actinopteri; Lampriformes; Lampridae. Gene Ontology annotation, molecular function: protein binding.
AUGUGGAGGAGUCGACGCGCAGCAAACAUGGGACUCUCCUCGCUUUUCAAAUGGCUUGUUAUCACAGUAUUGGUGCCAGCCUGGCUGGUGGCUGCUCCAAGUGGCGUCCGCGAACGUCCCUGCCCUCAGAGCUGUAGAUGUGAUGGGAAAAUUAUAUACUGCGAGUCCAAUGCCUUUCGUGAUGUGCCAAAUAAUGUUUCCGUGGGAACACAGGGCCUCUCCCUGCGUUACAACAGCCUGGUCAACCUCAGAGCCCGACAGUUUUCAGGCCUCAGUCAACUGGUUUGGUUGUAUCUUGACCAUAAUUACAUUAAUUCUGUGGAUGGCCAAGCGUUCCAUGGGAUACGGAGGCUCAAAGAAUUGAUUCUCAGCUCUAACAAGAUUACACAGCUAAAGAACAACACUUUCCACGAUGUCCCGAAUUUGCGUAAUCUCGACCUCUCCUACAAUAAAUUGCAGGCCCUACAGGUUAAUCAGUUCCAGGGACUACGAAAAUUACUCAGUCUUCAUUUGAGGUCCAAUUCCUUGAAAACUGUACCAAUGCGAGUUUUCCUGGAUUGUCGCAAUCUGGAGUUCCUUGAUAUUGGCUACAACAGGCUACGUAGCCUUACACGUAAUGCCUUUGCUGGACUCUUAAAGCUCGUGGAGCUUCAUUUGGAGCACAACCAGUUUUCAAAGAUAAAUUUUGCUCACUUUCCCCGCCUGAUGAACCUGAGGGCACUCUACUUGCAAUGGAACCGUAUCAAAUCUAUAACCCAGGGCUUGCCGUGGAUGUGGACCUCCUUGCAAAAGCUGGACCUCUCAGGAAAUGAACUCCAAGUCUUGGAUGCUAGUACAUUCCAAUGCCUUCCUAAUCUGCAGACACUCAACUUGGACUCCAAUAAACUCAGCAAUGUGUCUCAGCAGACGGUGGCAGCAUGGAUCUCCCUCACAACCAUCAGUCUGGCCGGUAAUGUGUGGUACUGUAACCCGAGCAUAUGUCCCCUGGUAGACUGGCUGAGGGCCUUCAAGGGCAACAAGGAGUCUACGAUGAUAUGCUCAGGCCCCAAGGAGGCACAGGGAGAGAAAGUAAUUGACGUGGUUGAGACUUCUAAUAUAUGUAUAGCAACACCCACAUCAACUAAAGCCCUGACAGCCUCAACUAGACCCACCGCUGCUACUCCAUCACCACCUGAGCUGCCACCUCUGCCCACACAGCCCAUGGUAGAUAAAAAGCAGAUCUGGAACCGGACAGCUUCCCCAACUCUUUCAGAAGUCUCCCCCACAAUCCCUUUGCCAGACACCGAGUAUGUGUCAUUUCAUAAGAUAAUAGCCGGUAGUGUGGCUCUCCUAUUAUCUGUAGCCAUUAUUUUGCUGGUUAUCUACGUAUCAUGGAAACGCUACCCCAGCAGCAUCAAGCAGCUUCAGCAGCGCUCGAUGGUUAAAAAGCGGCAGAAAAAGGCGCGAGAAACUGAGCGCUCUUUUAAUUCACCACUGCAAGAAUAUUAUGUGGACUACAAGCCUACACACUCAGAGACUAUGGAUGUGCUGGUUAAUGGGACAGGACCUUACACAUACACUAUCUCAGGCUCCAGAGAAUGCGAGAUACCACAGCAGCUGAGUGCUUCGACGUUGUGCAGAUAUGAGCAGUCGGUUCUGGACUACUGCCAUCCCAACCGGUCACUGCAUCUCACCAUGGGCGUGGCGCCCCCGACUCAGGCCCUGGGAGGUCUUGGGCCGGCCGGGUACUACACAGGCCUAGUACAUAUGGCUGCCUUUCCAUCCAAGCCUCUACUGCCUUGCUCCCAGACCCCCGCCCCCAUCCCCCAUCCCCCAUCCCCAACUCCCUCCAACAGCGAGCUGUGCACACAGCUAAAGAAGCACCUGUGCCUCCACCGGCGAGCCCGUCUCUGCCAUCGAAAGGACGGAGGCCCAUUUAAAGAGACACACGGUCAGCGGUGA